AUGGAGGAAGAAGCUCUCGCUUUGGUUUUCGUUGUCCGCUGGUUCCACAAACUCAUUUAUGGCCGCCGAUUCACUCUGCUGACAGACCACAAGCCGCUGCUAUCAAUCUUUGAAUCAAAAACAGGCAUCCCAGCCCACUCCGCAAACCGCCUGCAAAGAAUUCUGCUUUUGUAUCGUACAACACCAAACGAGGCUCUGCCGAAUCGACAGUCGCCAUCUGAGGCACUCAUGAGGCGCAAAUUGUGGACAACAAAUUCCGCAAUGAUUCCGGUACAGGACAACCGCCCGGAGCCUCCGAGCACGAAGUAUACCAUGCCAUUUGAAAUCGGAACAGCCGUAUGCGUUCGAGACUAUCGACCAUGGCACAGCCCAUGGAUCGAAGGGACUACUGCACGCCGACACGGCAAGGUCAUGUUCGACGUGGCGAUAAGUCAAGACACGUGA
Molecule: messenger RNA, 444 nt
Organism: Mesocestoides corti
Lineage: Eukaryota; Metazoa; Platyhelminthes; Cestoda; Cyclophyllidea; Mesocestoididae
Source: the annotation of a GenBank genome assembly